Molecule: messenger RNA, 1014 nt
Organism: Aspergillus glaucus CBS 516.65
Lineage: Eukaryota; Fungi; Ascomycota; Eurotiomycetes; Eurotiales; Aspergillaceae
Exons: 1
Coding region: 1-1014 (337 amino acids)
Source: RefSeq, a predicted model, not a curated record
AUGUUCGAAUUCCUAUUUCGACCAAAAACAGCAGAAGACUGGCACGCCCAUCUUCGUCGAAAUCCUCAUCCCCAAAAGAUGCUGAAAUGCCUCCUUUCAGACAUAUCACUCAGCGAUAAACGCAUGAUCCUAUACGCAUUCCUCGAAGCAUGCGUCGAAAAGAGACAAGAAGAAUCUAAAUGCACGAUCCUGGAUGCAUUCCUCCACGCAUCCGUCGAAAGAAAGCACAAAGAAGUGCAAAACCCAAAACAUCUCAAAUACCUGGCAGGCACCAAAAAACAGUCUAAGCUACUAUGGCUCGAGUCUAAACUAGACGAUGCCAGCCACCUUGAAAUAACUCAGUUUAUCCGCUUCGCACUCUUCGACGAAGAAGAUGACUACAACGACAUGGACUGGUGUUCACGUAUCAUCAAAGCGGAUAUAAAAGCGCGGUGGAUCGUCCAGAGGGAGAUUUAUCUAAAUGAGGAAGUUCAAGCGCUAUACAAGUCACUGUCCCUUCUUCCUCCUAAUACUGAUGCUGCUGUUUCUGCUGCUGCUGCUGCUGCUGCUGAAGCGGAAUCCCAGCUCAACGCCCAUGAAAAAGAACUCCGAUAUCUAAAUUAUGUCUACUGGGCCCACAAGAGGCACAUUUGGCUCCUUGAAGCAGGGACCCCAGUAUCAGCAGCUGGACGGGCCUAUGAAGCUCGCAGAAAACACAUUCCAGAUUGGUAUCUCUCUGAAUGGCUGCGGCGCGACUGCGCGGGUCGUGGUGGCUGUUGUGGACGGGGGUGUGAGUGCUGCGAAAGGGCGCGAAACACCAGGGACAGAGAAUGGAGUCAUGGCCAUUGUACUAGUGCUUGUGGGUGUUGUGUUCGCACUAGGGGGCGUGGUAGGGCCAGGGAGGUUUUAUUACUGGGUCCAGAGGAGGAUAUGGAUGUGUUGCCGGAUGAUUGUGGGGUUAGCGAGGAUUGCCAGGGGUUGUAUGUCAAUAGGUUGAUGGUUGCCUAUAUUUGGGGGUUUGGGGGGUUUGUAUAG